This is a messenger RNA of Protopolystoma xenopodis, 216 nucleotides long. NCBI's taxonomy places the organism in Eukaryota, Metazoa, Platyhelminthes, Monogenea, Polystomatidea, Polystomatidae. The record is from the annotation of a GenBank genome assembly.
AUGCGUGUGCUGGCACAGCGAGGGUGUGGCACCGUUUGCUGCGCAUUUCAGCGCUCCCACUCGGCACCAAACGAGCCAGACAGGGGCAAGCACAAUCCUCUUCUGGUAGAGCGGUUUCAGCCCAGAGUGGGAUUCGGACGCGCCGCCGGUCGACCGCCGUCGAGACAACUCGACGUCGAGUCCAAUCCUACUGGGCCACGGAAUCCGCCGGCCUGA